Cephus cinctus (wheat stem sawfly) is the source of this 698-nucleotide messenger RNA. Its product is annotated as ejaculatory bulb-specific protein 3. The record is from RefSeq and is a predicted model, not a curated record. NCBI's taxonomy places the organism in Eukaryota, Metazoa, Arthropoda, Insecta, Hymenoptera, Cephidae. The transcript has 2 exons. The coding region runs from base 100 to 411 and encodes 103 amino acids.
AAUUUUUGAAGGACACACUCAGUCGUUCGCAUGAUAACAAGUAAAGUCGUUUGACAGCACUUAGUACUAGUUUUCUUAUAGAAUAGCAAUCCAAUCACCAUGAAAACUCAAGUCUUGUUCUGCAUUUUAUUCAUCGGAUUUCUUGGUCUCUGCCAGGCACAGGAUAUUACACUUUUAUUGAACAACAGACCUUACGUUGAAAGAGAAAUCAGCUGCGUUUUGGGACGUGGACCAUGCGACCUUGUUGGAAAACAAAUUAUUGCUUUACUGCCGGAAGCUCUGAACAACAACUGCGCUCGGUGCAAUCGCCAGGACGCUGCUAAUGCACGGAAACUCAUACAAUUUAUGAUGUAUAACUACCCUAAUCAAUGGCGCGAGAUUGUUCAACGUUAUUCUGUCCGUCACGGUUAAGCAUUUUAAUCAUACUUUUUUUAGUAUGUAUAUUGAUUCAAAAAUUCAAUAAGGAUAUUUAUUUUCUCAAUAAGUUAUUUUAUUAGAUUUUAUAUUGAUUAUUUCUGCUACUGUAUUAAAUUUUAUGUUAAAAAUAUUUACAAAUUCUUGUUCCUAAUUUCUUUUCUAUGCAAUUUUUAUGUCUAUAUGUUUGUUCCUAACUUGUAAGAAUUUCUGACAGGGAUGUAAAUUAUGAAACGUUAAGAUUACGCAAGUGUAUUUGAAUAAAUUUCAUUUAGAAUAUUUAA